This is a messenger RNA of Triticum aestivum (bread wheat), 8394 nucleotides long. Its product is annotated as protein ABERRANT POLLEN TRANSMISSION 1. The record is from RefSeq and is a predicted model, not a curated record. NCBI's taxonomy places the organism in Eukaryota, Viridiplantae, Streptophyta, Magnoliopsida, Poales, Poaceae. The transcript is spliced from 22 exons. The coding region runs from base 425 to 8212 and encodes 2595 amino acids.
UUCAUUAACCUCAAGAUGAUAUGUCGGCUCAGUCUUUAGGAGGUGCUCAUAGGUAGGGCGUCCGUGCAUGCAUUCGUGAGACGAGUGUACGUGCGUGUGUAUAAGGGUCUUGUGUUUCAAAAAAAAAGAAGGGUUUUUUGGUUAAGAUGAAGAAGACGUGCGUGUGUAUAACGGUGGCUUUUCUUCGGUUCUUCCCGUUCCCUCUCCUCUGCUUGUUCCGGAAAUGGCGCACCACCUCCUCUCCACUCCUCCUCUCCACCACUACUUUACUUUGCGAUCCCUCCACUCCGCCUUCUCCUUCCCCCCGUCGAUCGGAUCCAAUCCACCGCGACAUACGCACGGCCAAUCCCACCCCAUCCCACCCCACGGAGAAUUCCCAGUUUGAUGCGGCCACGCGACGGUGGUGAAUGCAGCAGCAGCGGCGAUGAUGCUCGGCCUCGUGCAGCUGCUGGUGGGGUUCGUCGUCUCCUGGGAGGCCCUCGAGUUCGUCCUCCGCUACGGCCUCCUCCUCUCCACCCUCAAGCUCCUACUCCUUGCCGCCUUGGCCGCCACGGCCUCGUGUAUCGCCCUCCUCUUGUUUGCCAAGGCUCUGGCAUGGGUGCUCCGUCGCAUGGCGAAACUCUCCAUCGGCUGCCGCUCCUAUGGUUUCAAUUAUCUCAGGGGCAUCACCAUUAACUCUCCUAAAGGACCGCUCCAGUCCAUCUCUGUCGGUGAAAUUAGACUCGGCCUGCGCAAGCCACUCACCCAGCUGGGGCUCACCAUACUAACUCAAGGCCCAGUCCUGCAACUGCGAAUUUCUGAAUUGCACAUUGUGCUCAGGCAACCCGCCAAAUCUGCAAACGAAAAGAAACCUGCCCCGCGCAAGCCAACCUCAGCCUCAUCGCCCAAACCAAAAGAAAAUUCCAAAGGCCAAGCAAAAUGGAGGCUUAUAACAAAUGUUGCCAGCCUUUUAUCACUUUCUCUAGUGGACCUCAGGCUCAAGACUCCAAAAGCUGCUCUUGGCAUCAAGGACUUUAAGAUUGAUUUAUCUAAAUCUGGAGCACUGCAUCCAGUUCUUAAUGUUCAAAUACACCUGAUACCUUUAUUUCUACAAGCGUUAGAGAUAGAUGGCACGGAAAAUGAUUCUUCAUCACCAUUUAACAAAUUGGAUUGGUGGGUGAGUGGACAAUACCCUUCAGCUAUGGACACUACUGACUGCAGCUCUUUCUUGCUUGAGGAUAUAGCACUCUCGUGUGAGCUUCAUCAGAGGGAUAAAAGAAUUAGAGUCAAGAAUUUGGAUCUGAUGUCUGGUCCAAUUGUUGUGAACCUGGAAGAAAAACUAUUCACCAAGAAGCCCUCUACUUCUACUGUUGCUGAUCAGAAGGAUGAAUCUACUGUGGAUAAUAAAUCAGCUGCCAAACCCGAGGGGAGCAAGCUUUUGUCAUUGAAUAAGAAGACCGAUUUGAUUCCUGAAAAGGUUAGCUUCAAUAUGUCCAAGCUAGAUCUGAAGUUUUUGCCAAAGGACCAUGGCCUCUCGAUCAACAACGAAUUUGGUAGCAUUUCUGUGAGACUUAUGAAGUCACAGCCUCAGAAUGACUUAGGGGUGGCUCCAACACACCUUUGGUUGGAAACUGACGUGACAGAUAUUCAUCUUCUGAUGGAUGGUUCUACAUCUGUAUUAGAGGUUGUGAAAAUUGCAACUGUUGUUUCAGCUAAUAUUCCCACUCAGUCAACAGAGCCAAUACGAGCGGAAGUAAAUAUCAAGAUCAGUGGGGGCCAAUGUAAUCUUAUUAUAAGCAGAAUUAAGCCACUGAUCUUGAUGAAGUCAGCUAAAAAGAAGCCCCUUGUUCUUCAUGAAAGUCCACAACAAGACAAGGUGCCCAAAGAAAAAUUAGCACUGGCUUUGGUACUUACAUUCUCAGUACCCGAGUUGUCUGUUGUGCUUUAUAGUCUUGAUGACAUACCUCUGUUCCAUUGUUGCUUGCUGUCUACUCAUUUUUCUGCAAGUAAGUUGGUAAACCAAGGACCUGAACUGCAUGCAAAGCUUGGAGAAUUAAAAUUCCUUGUUGCUGUGAAACAUCAACAGUUGAUAAAUGAAUGCAUUUCGGGCACCUUACUGCACAUUAGCUGCUCAACUCUUGAUCUAGAGCAAAAGGAGGCAAGCAAAGAUAGCGGUGUUGACCAUGCUAAAUCUGCUCUCUCUGUUAAUAUAUCUGGAAUAGGAAUGCAUUUCUGUUUUUAUUACCUUGAGUUGCUUUGUACAACUGCAAUGUCCUACAAGGGUUUUUUGAAAAGCAUUCUUCCCCCUAAGAAACGACCUGUACAUGAGACUUCUCAAAAAUCUACCAAGAAUGCUAAAGGAGCACAGCUAGUGAAGAUUAGCGUUGAACAGUGCUCUAUUUUGUAUGUUGGUGACAUGAGGCUUGAAGAUAUGUCCGUAGCAGAUCCAAAGCGUGUAAAUUUUGGUUCACAGGGUGGCCGUGUUAUGAUAAUUGAUGACGCUAAUGGUGGCCCAAGGAUGGCCUAUGUAAACUCGACCAGGCUUCCAGAUCAUAAGAAUGUUAACUUCUCCACUUCUCUUGAGACUAAUCGAUUUGGUGUGUGUCUGAACAAGGAAAAGCACUCCAUGCAGGUUGAACUUGGAAGAUCCAGAUUAACACAUAAAGAAUAUCAGUUUGAUGAUAAUCCUGCAGAGGAGGUUACACUUUUUGAUGUGCAAAAGGCAAAGUUCGUCAAGCGUUCUGGUGGGCAGAAUGACAAUGCAGUCUGCUCCCUCAUCAAUGUGACAGAUAUAGCAGUCAGGUAUGAGCCAGAUCCCUGCCUGGAAUUACUUGAAGUAGCCACGCGGCUUAAAUCAGUUCUGCACAGGCUGAAACUCCAGAAUUCUGCUACUGAGGUAAAAGAAGAAACAGCACACAUGGAUACGUUGACAAAAAAAGAACCUACAGACAAUAGCCAGCAAGAGAAGGCACAAAAGAAACGGGAAUCAGUUAUUGCCAUUGAUGUGGAAUCAUUGAAAAUUUCAGGUGAACUUGCUGAUGGGGUUGAAGCAAUGGUUCACGUUGGCUCCAUUUUUUCUGAGAAUGCCAAGAUUGGUGUUUUGAUUGAAGGGGUUGCAAUUAUUUUUUGUGAUGCACAGCUUUUCAAAAGCAGCCGUAUGCAGAUUUCACGCAUCCCGAUUUCUGUUUCUGACAGCAUUCCUGAUAAGAAGUUUCAGUCUGCAACUACAUGUGAUUGGGUUAUUCAAUUGCGAGAUGCUUAUAUAUGUCUGCCUUUUAGGUUGCAGCUGCGGGCUAUUGAUGAUGCAGUUGAAGAUACAUUGCGGGCAUUUAAACUUAUUUCUGCAGCAAAAACAUCCGUAUUAUUUCCUGAGAAGAAAUCUAGCAGCAGCAGCAGCAGUAAAAAGAGCAAAUCAAAAUCCACGGUAUUUCGGUAUGUCAGGUUAAUUGUACGUGACCUCACAGCAGAAAUUGAGGAAGAACCUCUCCAAGGUUGGCUUGAUGAGCAUAUGGCUUUAAUGAAGAAUGUAUUUAGUGAGUCCAUAGUUAGGUUGGAUCUGCUCGAUCAGCUUGAGUCAGCCAAAAACAAAGACUCCCCCAAGGCAAAAUUGGAUGGCUCUGCUUCUGAAAAGAGCAAUGACAACCCUGAUGUUUAUGUUGAUGCGCCUGGCAUGCAAUCUCUUGAAAAGCUUAGAGAAGAAAUCCAUAUACAGGCAUUUAAAUCAUAUUACCAGGCAUGUCAGAAGUUGUCAGUAUCAGAAGGGUCAGGUUCAUGUUCAAGUGGCUUCCAGUCAGGAUUUAAGAUGAGUAAACAGAGAGCAUCAGUUAUGUCAAUCUGUGCAAAAGAUGUUGACGUGAGCCUAUCAAAGAUUGAUGGGGGUGAUGAAGGAAUGAUUAGUUUUGUUAAAAGUGUGGAUCCUGUUUGUGCAAAAAAUGAUAUUCCAUUUUCCCGGUUGUAUGGCAGCAAUUUUACUUUGAAAGCUAAAUCAUUAUCUGCGUAUAUAAGAGAUUACGCAUUUCCACUCUUUUCUGGAACCUCUGCUAAAUGUGAUGGACGGCUUGUGCUUGCCCAGCAGGCGACUUGUUUUCAGCCCCAAGUUCGACAAGAUGUUUAUGUUGGGAAAUGGUGGCGAGUAAAUCUGCUACGGUCCGCUACUGGCUAUACCCCACCAAUGAAAACAUAUGCUGACAUACCAUUGUCUUUUCAAAGAGGGGAGGUCUCCUUUGGAGUCGGCUAUGAGCCAGUUUUUGCCGAUAUAAGCUAUGCUUUUACAUGUGCAUUGCGCAGGGCAAAUCUAGCUAAAAGAUGGUACUUUGAGCGCCCCGAACCCCCUAGAAGAGAGCGCAGUUUACCCUGGUGGGAUGAUAUGCGGAACUACAUCCACGGUAAAUUCAGCUUAUGUCUUGCUGAAACAAUGUGGCAUCUCCCUGCUGCAACAAGUCCUUAUGAGAAGCUAGAUCAAUUGCUAAUCACAACUGGCUAUAUAGAAAUACGAUAUGUGGAUGGUUAUGUCAGUCUGUCUUCAAAGUGUCUAAAGGUGUACAUCACUAGCCUAGAGAGUCUUGCGAAGAAGUGCACUCUAGAACCUCCACCUCAUACAACUAUACCUUUCCUUGAAACACCCUCCUUUUUCAUGGACAUUGCAAUAGAGUGGGGAUGUGAUUCAGGCAACCCUAUGGAUCAUUAUAUAUUUACUCUACCUGUAGAGGGAAAACCGCGAGACAAAGUACUUGAUCCAUUUCGGUCAACUUCACUCUCACUAAAGUGGAGCUUUUCACUUAAACCUAGUACUGCUGAACCUAUGGAGAGUAAACAAAAAACCCAAGCAUCUUCAAAUGAUUCUCCGACUCUGAAUGUUGGAGCUCAUGAUUUGGUCUGGCUAUCAAAGUGGUGGAACUUAUUUUUUCUUCCUCCCCAUAAAUUAAGACUUUUCUCUAGGUUUCCACGGUUUGGAGUUCCUAGAUUUAUCCGGUCCGGAAAUCUGCCACUUGAUAGAGUUAUGACCGAACAGUGUAUUCGUUUUGAUGCUACACUAUUGCAGAUCAACAAUAUACCACUACAGGCUGAUGAUCCUGCUAAAGGUCUGAUACUGCACUUCACAAAGCUCAGGUUGGAAAUUUCUUCCAGUCGUGGUAAGCAGAUAUUUACUUUUGACUGCAAGCGCGAACCUCUUGAUCUUGUCUACAUGGGCAUAGACAUGCACUUAUUGAAGGUAUUUAUUAAUAAUACUCCUGAACAAACAAGUUCGAAGGAUGGCCAGGUAGAAAGCAAGAGUCUGCAUACCAAAGUUGCAGAUAAUCCUGCUUGUGAAAAGAGCAAAACAAAAACUAGAUCGACUGAGAAAAGCCGGGAUGAUGGAUUUUUUCUGUACUCUGAUUAUUUCACAAUACGAAAACAAGCUCCCAAGGCCGAUGCUGCUAGAUUAUCAGCAUGGCAGGAGGAUGGCAGGAAAAAAUCUGAGGUGACAUCAUUCAAGUCUGAGUUUGAUGGGGGUGAUGAAAGUGACGAUGCGCAAUCAGGUAGUGAUGAGGAGGGGUUUAAUGUUGUUGUUGCUGACAAUUGUCAGCGAGUAUUCGUUCAUGGAUUGAAAAUUCUGUGGAGUCUAGAAAAUAGAGCCGCUAUCUUAUCUUGGGUUGGUGGUUUAACCCAAGCAUUUCAGCCUCCAAAACCAUCUCCUUCUCGCCAAUACACCCAAAGAAAGAUUCUUGAGAAAAAGCAGGCAAUUAAAGAAGCUGAGAUGUCUAAUGAUGCUGCUCCCAACUCUUCACCCUCAGCAUCACAGUCUUCAGAUCCUCUCCAACAAACCAAGAGUUCAGACCCAGCUUCUUCCAUCGGAUCCAGCAAGCUAGAGCCAACAUCGAGUAGUGAAACUGCAACGAAGCCUUCAAACAGUAGUGAUUCUGAAGAUGAAGGCACGAGACUUUUCAUGGUUAAUAUUGUCCAACCUCAGUUCAAUCUGCAUUCAGAAGAAGCAAAUGGUAGGUUUCUGCUAGCUGCUGGUAGUGGACGGGUGAUGGUUCGUUCAUUUCAGUCAGUUGUACAAGUUGGUCAAGAAAUGUUUGAGAAAGCACUUGGCGCCAGCAACGUAUCCAUCAGAGAGUCCAAGCCAGAAAUGACCUGGUCACGUUUUGAGGUUUCUGUAAUGUUGGAGCAUGUUCAGGCUCAUGUUGCUCCAACUGAUGUUGAUCCGGGUGCUGGUAUUCAGUGGCUGCCAAAAAUACAUCGCAGAUCGUCAGAAGUCAAAAGAACUGGUGCUUUACUUGAGAGGGUAUUUAUGCCAUGCCAAAUGUACUUCCGCAUCACAAGACACAAGGGAGGAAAUCCUGAGCUAAAGGUCAAGCCACUGAAAGAGCUGGCAUUUAACUCUCCAGAUAUAACUGCUGGUAUGACAUCACGCCAAUUUCAGGUUAUGAUGGAUGUUUUGACUAAUCUGCUCUUUGCGAGAGCUCCCAGAACUCGGAAGAGUAAUCUGUGCUAUCCCCUUGAUGAUGAUGAUAGCGACAUUGCUGAAGAAUCUGAUGCAGUUGUACCAGAUGGAGUCGAAGAGGUCGAAUUAGCGAAGAUCCAUGUUGAAGUAAAAGAAAGAGAACGGAAGAUACUGUUUGAUGAUAUCAGAAUCUUGUCUACCAGUAGUGAAUUAUCUGGUGAUCCGAGUCAGUCACCAAAAUUGGAUGAUUCUACAUCAAUUGCUACUGGUUCAAAGUCAAUGCUGGUAAAACGUCUGAAGAAAGAACUUGUGAAUGUCCGAAAUGGUAGGAAAGAAGCAUAUUCUAUGCUGAGAAGUGCUAUGCAGAAAGCUGCACAGUUGAGGUUGAUGGAAAAGGAAAAGAACAAAAGCCCUUCAUGUGCCAUGAGAGUUUCGGUGAGGAUAAACAAGGUCGGGUGGAGCAUGUUAGCAGACGGAAAAGCCUUUUCUGAAGCUGAGAUAAAUGAUAUUAUUUAUGAUUUUGACCGGGACUACAAAGACAUAGGCAUUGCUCAGUUGACAACCAAGUUGUUUGUUCUCAGAAAUGGUCUUGCUAAUGCAAAAUCAGAUACUGUUGUUGCACCCUGGAAUCCACCGUCUGAAUGGGGCAAGAAUGCAAUGCUUCGUGUUAAUGCUAGGCAAGGAGCUCCGACUGAUGGAAACUCAGUAAUUGAGAGUUUGCUGGUGGACAUCUAUCCACUGAAAAUUUAUUUAACAGAAUCAAUGUACAGAAUGAUGUGGGGAUAUUUCUUCCCUGGUGAUGAGCAGCACCCACAAAAGCGGCAGGAACUUUUCAAAGUCUCUACUACAGCAGGGACACGUCGAGUUAAGAAAGGCACUUCGGUUGCAGAAACAAACAGUCCCAGUAACCAGUCAUCAUUUGACAGAACAUGGGAGGAAAAUGUGGCUGAAUCUGUAGCUAAUGAACUUGUUUCACAAAUCCAGGGUCAGUCAAAUGCCCAAACUCGUUCUGCUCGUGAAGAGAAGAAGCCUGUAGAACCUAAUGAGGUGAAGCAAUCUAGACCUCAGAAGAUGAUGGACUUCCGCAAUAUAAAGAUAAGCCAGGUCGAAUUGCUUCUCACGUAUGAGGGAUUGCCAUUUGCUGUUAGUGAUGUAAGGCUACUCAUGGAUACCUUUCAUCGUGAAGAUUUUACUGGGACAUGGCCAAGACUAUUUUCACGAGUGAAGAAACAUAUUGUAUGGGGAGUACUGAAGUCAGUAACUGGCAUGCAGGGUAAAAAGUUUAAAGCUAAAUCCACUAGCCAAAAAGAGCCAACUGCAGGAUUAAUCGCUGCCAAUGAUUUAAAUUUGAGUGACAGCGAUGGUGAUGAAAGUGGGAACUCUGAUCAACUACCAUCUUUCCUUAGAAAACCAAGUGAUGGUGCUGGUGAUGGAUUUGCCACCUCUGUGAAGGGAUUGUUCAGUUCACAAAAAAAGAAAGCAAUGCAUUUUGUCCUGAAGACUAUGAAAGGAGAUGGUGAUCAGGAUUUUCAGGGUGAACGGAGUGAGAAUGAUAUCGAGUUUUCUCCAUUUGCUCGGCAGUUAACUAUAACAAAAACAAAGAAGCUUAUAAGGAAGCACACGAAAAAGUUACAGCCUAAAGUUCCCCAAAAUGCAGGUAGUCAGCAAGAACACGGGUCAGAGUUGCCACCGCGCGGCCCUUCUGGGCAUCAUACGGACUCGUCGUCCUCCUCCUCCUCUUCAUCCUCUUCUGACAACGAUCAGCCAUCGCAGGUGGAAAUGAGCCCGAAAGAUCAUGCAGCGUAGGCGUACGCAUGGACGAUUCUUUGGUCAGUAAAAGCUGGAUGGAUGCUUCUAGUUUGUGGACUAAAACAGCUGCGCCUGAAGAAAUUCUUUAAUCCAGGAGAAAUAUUGUUGACACAUAUGAAGCAUUAUUUUACCGAGCUUCUGAAAACAAGGCGUUGAAAUAAGCUGUGUCCUUCCUUUCA